Messenger RNA from Clonostachys rhizophaga, 2187 nucleotides. Lineage: Eukaryota; Fungi; Ascomycota; Sordariomycetes; Hypocreales; Bionectriaceae. The record is from the annotation of a GenBank genome assembly.
AUGAGGCCUCUAGACGAAAUAAUCCAACGCUGGCAUGAAACACAAGCACAAAGCAACAGCAUCUCUGAGCUUCAAACCGCUGUCAAAUAUAACGGCCAAGGGAGUCCCUGUAUUAUAGGGCUCCGCUCAUUAUGCUGGAAGACAUUUCUGCUCUCCAAAAGUAACAAGGCCGAGGAAGACUGGUUUCAGACCUUACGUGAUGGCCGAGAAGAUUAUGCUCGUCGCCGAGAGUCGUUAUUGAAAUAUGUGAAGCACCCAGAAGCCCUCGCUGAGCUAUCGGUCGACCCAUUGGCAGAUGUCCCCAGCUCCCCUUGGGAAACCGCGCGGCAAGAUGAUGCAAUUCGCGCUGAAAUCCAGCAAGAUGUGAAGAGACUUCCCGAUGAGGCAAACUAUCACGAGGAACGAAUCCAAACGUUGAUACUGGACGUCCUUUUCAUGUAUUGCAAACUGUACCCCGAGAGAGGCGGAUACCGUCAAGGCAUGCACGAACUACUGGCGCCGAUUGUCCACGUCCUUGAGAGUGAUGCCAUUGACGCAUCCGCCGCCGCCAACAAAUCAUCCAUCGACACGCUUCUCCUGGAGCUGGUCGACAUCUCAUUCAUCGAACAUGAUGCAUUUCUUAUGUUUUUGACGUUGAUGGAGCAUGCUCAAUCGUUCUAUGCACUAGAGCCUACGGUUGGAAAGGCAGAGUCGGCAUCACAGAACCGGUCACAAUCGUCGACCAUUGUGGAACGAAGCCAGUUCAUACAUCAAGUCUGUUUGCAAAAAGUAGACCCGGAGCUUGCGUCCCACUUAACAAGCAUAGAAAUUCUGCCACAAAUAUUCCUCAUCCGAUGGGUGCGUCUUUUAUUUAGCAGAGAGUUCCCAUUCGAACAAUUCCUCGUUCUAUGGGACACUAUAUUUGCUGUAGAUCCGACACUGCAGUUGAUAGACUUAAUAUGUGUUGCGAUGCUGGUCCGAAUUCGCUGGCAAUUGUUGGAGGCCGACUACUCUGUAUGCUUACAACUUUUACUGAAAUACCCGCCUCCUGACCCAGUCCACGGACCUCACACCUUUGUUGACGAUGCUGAGUACCUGCGUACACACCUGGAUAUUUCUGGAGGUGCUACCCUCAUUGUGAGAUACACAGGUAAAAUGCCCAUAGGACCUAAAUCACCAGAUGCAUCUCGGCCGUCGACACCUAGUUUCCGCACUUUCAAUGCCUUCCGCCAGCGAGCGCUCGGUGCAAAAUCCCCGCUCAGCUCUCCGAACGCGUUCAGAAAUCAACAGGCCAGCGUCGAGGCAAUAUUUCAAGGUGCUGCAAAGGGCGCGCGCGGCGUAUUUGAAAGAGGCGAGAAACUUGGGAUUAACCAGGCAGUUAGGGAUGCCGUGGGGGAAAUCAAGCGAAAUAUGCAGGGUUUUAACGAAUCGAUGAUUACACCCCGCAUGGUCACGGAGGAUUUCAAGGGUGAAAAUGCAGCAGUGGCGCUGGCAGCCAUGGAGAAGCGAAAUCAGCAGCUGGCGAAUGUACUCGAGGAGACAGUGAAGAGCCUGAAGGAGUUUUCUGCAUUCCCCAUGGACGAGAAGGCUAAAAGCCUCGAACUCAUCGAGAUUGCGGCGGCCAAGAUCCAAUUUGUCAAAAUAUAUCUGGAAGACCCCACGAUGGAGCUCUUGGUUUCAAACGAACCGAACUCUAGCCAGGAUAAUGAUGCCAUGGAAACCGACGAAAAGCCGAACCCCAAGGUAGUCGCCAAGGAGUCGAUAAUAAGACAGCACAAACCGGAAGGUCUCGCUAUUUCCUCACUAAGCCUCUCGGACAAUAAUGCUGUGCCUGAACAGUCGACGGUUUCGAAAGACUCUGGGUCCAAACAGAAGAGCACUGACACGUCUUCGAACGGCGUCACGGAGGGUCCUCUGGCAGCCGAGACCGUUAUUCCUGAGAGACCCGAGCCCAUUCCCACACGCUCAACAUUGGCCCAAUCAUCCUUCUCCUGGAUGCUGGAACCGAACGAGUCUGUACCUUCCCUUUCUCCUCGAGCAUCUAUCAAGUCUCCCGCUAGCCCGAGCCACAAAAAGCGGUCCUCUAAUAAUGUGAGCCGCGAGAGAAAUGCGUUUCUGUUUGGCGAGGUGACCUCUCCGGUGGACGGGAAAGAUCCCCUGAGUUCUGAUGAUAUUUUUGGCAUGGAGCCCCUCAAAGGGAAAAAGUAG